CGUCUGUUAUUAAAGUAUGUGGAGAGCUACAUUGAGGGAACUACACUGGACACAAAAGAGAACCCACAGCUUAUACUGGUUCAUGUAUUUAUUUCUACAUCUGAUAGACAAAGUGUCUCUGCAGGACCCUGUUCCAGUCAGUGGUGUUGUUGGAGGCUCUGUCAUCUUGCCAUGUUCAUACAAAGAAAGAAAGCUAAAGACAGAGGAGAUUAAUGUGUUUUGGAGAUACAAACAAAAAACUAUAGUUUAUGAUAUUGAAAAUGGCAGUCCCUUAACAGAAAAUCAGGAUGCAAUGUUUAAAGGUCGAAUAGAAGGUUUUCCCUCAGAGCAUGCGGAUGGAAACUUCUCUCUCAGACUCUCCGAUCUGAGACUCACUGAUGAAGGACAGUUCUCCUGCUUUAUCCUAAAUGUGAAAAAGGAACACAAACUAACGCUGCUAGUCAGAGCAAUGCCAACUACAGUGUCUACUCCAAAAUCAACAGUGAAUGCAAGAAGCUCUUCCAUGAGAGCACAGCCAGAAGGGGUUGCAACUUUCCUGUUGCUGAUUUGGAGAUUUGUAUUUUGCACUAUAUCGGAGUAAUUUGCUAGACUGCUGUAUUGCUGUAGUGCCUUUCUUUAAUGUAUAGUUACAAUCGUUUGAACCUGGACCCCAAAUGUUCUGACUGCUGUAUGAAACUGGCGCCAAAAUGAUUAUUGCAUAUAGAUGUUUGAUAUUACUUUAUUUUUAUUUAUUUGAAGUUCAAACCCAUUAUGGAUACUGUUAGCAGAACAGGUCAUUCUUGCCUUUAUUGGUAAGGGUCUGUAACAUGGGGAAAUGAAGCACACUGCACUGAGAGUGCACACAUGGGCAGUUAACGUAGUUAGAAGGAACUU
This is a messenger RNA of Rhinichthys klamathensis goyatoka, 873 nucleotides long. Its product is annotated as CD276 antigen homolog. The record is from RefSeq and is a predicted model, not a curated record. Gene Ontology annotation, cellular component: external side of plasma membrane. NCBI's taxonomy places the organism in Eukaryota, Metazoa, Chordata, Actinopteri, Cypriniformes, Leuciscidae. Bases 17 to 580 code for a protein of 187 amino acids. Gene Ontology annotation, biological process: cellular response to lipopolysaccharide; negative regulation of T cell proliferation; positive regulation of T cell proliferation. The transcript is spliced from 4 exons.